AUGAGGACAGCCGGACUGGCGUCGCCGACGCCCCUCUCCCCGUUGCCGAGGGCCAAACUUCGGAAGGCCCAUGCUGUCGUCGACGAAAGCGACGGGCUUCUCGAUGGCAUCCGGCAGUCGCAUUCGUUCGACGAAACCCGGGCCCCGAUGCUUGGGACGGAUGGUCGCCGUCCGGCCUCAUUCGACUGCACCAGUCGGGCUCCGCAACCUGAGGCUCCGGUUAGAGCUCCUUCAUUCGAUCUGGGGCGAGGGCUGGACUUGCCGACUAGGCUGGGAUUGACUCUGCCGAAUAUGUUGCAGAUGCACCCAAACUCCCUGUCCCCCUUGCCACCGUUAAGCGGAAUGUCCGGUGGCCUCUCACCACUCCAUCCGGGUCUCUCAUCCUCCCUCACUUCCGCUUUUUCCGCCGUCGACGUGCCCAGGCUGAUGGUGCACUCCCCGAUUGAAAAUAGAUCCCCGAUCCCGGGCCUAUCCCCCAGCCAUCAUCCGUCGGCGGAUAUUCGUCUCCUGACAGUCCCCUCUCCCGACCCAUCUGCUCGUCUACUCGGUGCCCUCACCGUCGAGCACUUCAGAAGAUCUCCAGAUUCCUCGCGGUCGCCUGUCGGCGACGCAGCAGCCGAAGUGUUGGCCUCGAUGAACAACGCGAUGCUCGGGCUGAACGGGCAGUCAUUCGGGCUUGGAAUGGGGUGGGGAGCGGCGGGUCCGCAGAAAAUCGGAUUAUCUCACUUAUCACAACAGGAAAGCGGUGAUUCGCUUGGCGAUGACGGCAGUAUGGGAAUCGAUCUCGAGGGGUUGGCCCCGCAUAUCGCACAGAUGGCUGCCCAGGCGCAACUGGCCUCGCCCGAGUUGAUGGCCCAAAUGCCACCCAAGUCGAUUAUACAAGAAGAAGUCCGUAAUGGCGGCGGCCGCUUUCAGCUGGUCCGGAAACGCGGAAGGAGCGAGGUGUGGAACCUGUUCGGACAGGUGCUGGACACGCUGACCGGGGUGCGGUUGCCGUACGUCGCCUGCUACGCGUGCAAGGUGCUGUACACGGACACGGGCGGCGGAACCGGAAAUAUGACGCGCCAUCGAUGCCCGAUCGGGACGUCGUAUCGGAAUAGUAUGCCGAGUACCUCCUCGGAGACGGCGGAAGGCGCGGCGACGUCCUCGUUCGACUCGAUGUCGUCGGCGCAGAUGCCGAGGAAGAGGAGUUGUACGCCGGAUCGGAAGCCACAGGCGAAUAAUAACGAAGGUGCCUCCUCCCCACUCCCGUCCUCCAAUCGUCAACCCUCCCUCCAUAGUGGCCAUCCAUCGCCCGGUGCAGUAGGCGACGUCGAGAAGGAGCUGCUCGCAGAGACCGCUGCCCGCGCAGCGGCUAUUGAUCUGCGCCCCACCCAGCACUUCACUAGCGCUGGUUUCCGCCAAAUGUGUGGUCGUCUACUGCUGCUUGGGCGUCGUUACGGGCAGUGCUCACCUUCGGAUAUUUUGCCGGAUGAGGCGAUGAUCCAGAAUUCUCGGGACAACCUGCUCCGCUUCUCGCUUGAGGAGAUUAGGAGUGAACUGCGUGGCGUCGGGGUCGAAGUGACGUUGUCGGUGGAGAAGCUUGAAUAUAAAGGCAUCUGGAACGUCGUGUGGGCGUCUCGUCUAACCCGAAACUGGAACCUCAAGCACCUCAUCAUAGGUGUCUACCCAUCUUCCGUUACGGAAUGUGAUGCUAUUCGGCUCGCCCUGAAACACCUGAACCUGACCCUCGACCCGGAGCACACCAGAACCCUUGGCCUACCGCAGACGUCCGAAAACUUUGAGAACAUCCCCGAUAUUGGCGCCGUGCUCGAGCAGGCCGAGGUCGCCGGGUUGCCAUGGUCUUCAGUUGGUGACCUCGACGCAUUCCUCGAGCCCUUCCACGAGUCGUUGACGGCGCUGGCGAACGAGAUGCAGCCGACGCUGAAUUUGGUGAUCCCCGAGUGGUCGGCGCUGGUGCACGAGUGUCGCGUCGAAGAAGAUGACGACCGUCUUGCUCCCGGCCUUCGAGCAAUGAAGCAGCAGGCUUCACAGCGUCUCGAAGAAGCCGCCUCCUCCCUCCAGCCGGUCCACCGGAUGGCUGCUAUUCUGAAUCCAAGGCUCGCCAGAAGCUUGGCGAUAUUGUUCACGGACCAGCAACGCUCCGAGACGUGCCGCCAAAUCCGUGACCUGUGCGGGAUCGCCCCGCGAAGCGGCGAUCGCCCAUCUAGUGGAUCGUCGAUAGACGCCGACGAGCCAUCACGAAAACGUCGUCUUUUCCUGUCCCAGCUCGAAAGCGGCGGCUCGACGGAUGAUGAGCUGGAAUGUUAUAGUCGGAGUCAAUUCCCGACCCAGCAGACCAGGGAAGUGUUGACCUUUUGGAGCACCGCUGGAUCGUCCCAAUUUCCGGCGCUUGCCGGGCUGGCGAGACGGCUAUAUUCAAUGCCGGCCGUCCCGCUGCGAUCCUACAUUCCACCCUCGGCCUGCAUCAGCGCCCCAGAACUGGCCACAACCCUCAUCCUCCGGAGGGCUUUUGAGAAUGAGACUGACGAC
Mesorhabditis spiculigera is the source of this 2532-nucleotide messenger RNA. NCBI's taxonomy places the organism in Eukaryota, Metazoa, Nematoda, Chromadorea, Rhabditida, Rhabditidae. The record is from the annotation of a GenBank genome assembly.